Messenger RNA from Aspergillus versicolor CBS 583.65, 1175 nucleotides. RefSeq lists its product as uncharacterized. Bases 330 to 929 code for a protein of 199 amino acids. The transcript is spliced from 3 exons. The record is from RefSeq and is a predicted model, not a curated record. NCBI's taxonomy places the organism in Eukaryota, Fungi, Ascomycota, Eurotiomycetes, Eurotiales, Aspergillaceae.
GAUCGGAUACUCGAUAUGGUUAAUCUUGAGUGUCAGAUCUCCCGGCAUUCGAUCGAUGGCACGGGGGAGUUCAUUACAGAGCCGCCGGCGUGGAUCGCGUUAAGAAACAGUUCAGAUUAGACCAAAGAUCACCUUCAGCAGCACCAAUCAGCCUUCAGAAGCUGUCACGAAGUCGAACCCUUGGCGGACUAACUUGGGGCCCUUUGAGUUUUCCUUUUUAGUCUGGUCGGAACUGCCCGCCAGACUGCGGCGCAGCAGGAUAUUUAUCCUUCAUCCACCCCCAGCUUUUUAUUUUGUUCUCGCCAGCGGGGUUUAUAUUCGCGGGCACAAUGUUGCUCAAUUUUGCCCUCCUUCCGGCACUCGCCUCGCUGGCUUGUGCAGAAUCGACGGUCACCUCGAUGUUGGCCGCAGGCAUCAGCGGUCGCCAGGUGGAUGCAUCCAUCAUAAACAACGACGCCACGGCGACAACCUAUUCUCUCAACUGCCACCGUCCAACAGACCACCAGCAUUGCGCUCUCGGUAUCACCAAUAAUGUUACGGCCGUCCUAGCUGGCGACAUCAUUACGUGGUGGAAUAACCCGAAGGAAGAACCGACUAUGACAAUGGAAUGCACCCCAGCCGGAACGACCAGGGCCACCUGCACCCGGACAAUGGGAGCCGGUGGAUAUGGGAAGCCCGGUACUGAAAGCUUCGUUAUCAGUACAAGUAUAUCGUACAUGCCGGUUACCAUAACUGCCGGGAGCGUUACUCCUGCGGAAACUUCUGCGUCUCAGACUGCAACGGGGAGUGAAGCGCAGCCCACAGGCACAGAUUCCGACGCCGACAGCUCAGACGCCACCCCGACCGGUGGUGUGCCCAGGGCUACCGGUGCUGCGGGCGCUGGGGUUGCUCUUGGUGCGGUCGCUGCAGUAAUUGGUGUUGUUCUAUAACCUGAGUGUUUUGGGACGGAGAGAAAAUGGCGUGGACAUUGCGAUGGCCGUAUGUUGAAUAGACGUUGACCAGAUAAUAGAAGACUUAUAUCGGAAAGAAUCGCCAACCUUGAAUAUUCCUUUGACAUGCCUGUUUGGGUGCUUGAGUCUUUGAAUUUUGGUGGUCUAGGUAUGACCUUGUGAAUGCUGACGCGAGGUAGAUUGAUAUCGACGACCAUGAAUAUUUUCCCAACUCCUUCUUAAGCU